AUGGCGGCUUUGGACAGGGUCAAGGUGCUGGUGUUGGGUGACUCCGGUGUCGGAAAGUCUUCGCUUGUUCACCUCCUGUGCCAAAACCAGGUGUUGGGAAACCCGUCCUGGACAGUGGGCUGCUCGGUGGAUGUUCGAAUCCAUGACUACAAAGAAGGGACUCCAGAAGAGAAGACCUACUACAUUGAGCUGUGGGAUGUUGGAGGUUCAGUGGGUAGCGCCACUAGUGUGAAAAGCACACGAGCAGUAUUUUAUAACCUGCUGAAUGGGAUAAUUUUAGUGCAUGAUUUAACCAACAAGAAAUCAUCCCAGAAUUUGUAUCGCUGGUCUUUGGAAGCACUCAACAGAGACGUCGCUCCAACAGGAGUUCUCGUGACAAACGGUGACUAUGACCGUGAACAGUUUGCUGAUAACCAGAUUCCACUGCUGGUAAUAGGAACUAAGCUGGAUCAGAUCCCAGAAACUAAGCGGAAUGAAGUUUUGACCAGAACAGCUUUCUUGGCUGAGGAUUUCAACGCUGAAGAGAUAAAUUUGGAUUGCACCAAUCCUCGUUACCUGGCUGCAGGUUCAUCCAAUGCUGUCAAACUAAGUAGGUUUUUUGACAAGGUCAUAGAGAAGAGAUACUUCUUAAGAGAUGGCAAUCAGGUUUGUCAUUUUUCCUCCUUUUUUAUUCCUGGCUUCUCUGAAAGGAAAAGGUUUGGAGGAGGAACACUGAAGAGCCUUCAUUAUGAUUGAAUACUGAGGAAGUGGAAGAUGCCUUCAAGUUCCUAAUGACGUUCCCAUUCCAACUGAAUGCUUAAAGACAGUAAAAUGAUAUUAUGCCUUGGCCAGGUAGACUUCUGAAGCUACUUUUGCUGGAAAAGACUUGGGGAAGAAUUUCCAAAAAUCUAAUCGGAAGCCUAGAGUGUUUCUUAGGAUUGCAGGCUGUCUGGAUAUACAGGAACAUUUGGGGAAAGUGUGCAAUAAAUUGAAUGCCUCUCACACUGCUGUGGGAAACUUUAUCAUACACAGCACGUAUAUGUGACAGCUUUGUCUCCAUUUUGGAAAACUUAUGGACAGUCUUUGCAAUGAAUUACAUUCAUCUUACCUCUGAAGGAAAGAUGACACUGAGUGGGCUUCUCAUUUACGGUAAAGUGAACAAAGCAAGUGAGCGAAACGUAAGGAUGGGUAAGGAAUGGUCUGGAAAAUAAUAGAAUGCCUUUGUUAAAUGAAUGGUGUUGUCUCACCUGGAACACACUGUUCAGCCCUAUUCAAAAGUGAUAAAAGAAAUAGGCAAGAGAUGAAAAAAGAUUUGAAGCCUUAAAAAGAAAAUCAUGAGUAGAAAACAAGUGGUAUUAAUUCUGCUGCUUCAAUUAAAAUUGUUUACUUUGGAGAGGACAAGGUGAAUCAGGUCCUCCUGUUUAUCUUUUCAUAAUUGAGUGUGGUCUUGUUCUUAAAAUUGAAUUAAAAGGCAAUGCAUUGAAAGCUGAUGGAAAAAGUAUGUUUUUAUACAGUGCUUAUUUGGAAAAAAUGUGACAUGGUCUUACUGAGCCUGAGAGCUUAGUGGAUUCAGAAAACAAGAAAUGUAAGAACAUCCUCUGAAUUAGAAUGGAUAGAAAUUUAAAAGGGAUAUAAAGCCCUCUAAAAAGUAGGAACUGAGCAUGAUUAGAAGGAAAGUUCUGUGAUAGGGAUGUUUCCUUUUCAUAUUUAGUACUAAGGAUAAAGGAGAAUUGACCUGGUCUGAUCUACCGUGCAAGCUGUUGUCUUCCUAAAUAGCCCAAGCUUUGCACGGUUUUUCGCCUCCCCGUAAUUAUAUGGAGUGCUAAAAGCCUGAUUUAUGGCAGUUGCUUCUUUCCCCUCCUUCCUCACAGUUACCUCUAAUGGUUAAACCUCUGGCAAAGGCUAACUAAGAGCUUAGAGUUAGAUAUAAAUACAGAUUAAUAAUAAAUGGGGAUAGAAGAAAGUAAAACGCUGGUGUGAAAUUGACAGCGAGCAGAGUUCUGCAGUCUCCAGAUUACAUCUGCUUGCAGCUGUUCCCUAGCAGCUUCUUGGAAAUAAAUGGAAAACCGCCUAUUGCCACUAAUCAGGCACAAAAAUGACAGCUAGGUGCACUAGUCAAACUUACUAAAAAUAUGGUUACUUUGCUUUUCCUUAGGCCAUUUCCAGAAAGGUCUUGGAGCAUUUGCAAACAUGAGUGCAGUGAGUUUUUAGAUGCCUGUAUGAAAUAGGUUAUUAGUUUAUAUUUACU
Molecule: messenger RNA, 2227 nt
Organism: Gavia stellata (red-throated loon)
Lineage: Eukaryota; Metazoa; Chordata; Aves; Gaviiformes; Gaviidae
Gene: RABL3
Product: RAB, member of RAS oncogene family like 3
Exons: 8
Coding region: 1-735 (244 amino acids)
Biological process (GO): intracellular protein transport
Cellular component (GO): endomembrane system
Molecular function (GO): GTPase activity
Source: RefSeq, a predicted model, not a curated record